AUGCAGUUACUGGAUGUGCAGCCGUAUGAGACGGCGCUCCAACGAUUGUUGCGCGCCAGGGUCUGCAGUGACGAACAGUUACAUGAUUACCAUCUCUCUCAGGCCUUCCGUAGCUUGGCAUACGCCGUAAACCGGGCUUCUCUCUCCGUCGCUACUCCGCACCCCUCGCAAGGACCUUCCACGUUUCAUGAGACAUCACCCUCAUCCUUGGCGCCAGACACGACAAUCAUAACCCCAACAGGUACUAGUGCAACUGGGAGUGAAACCGUAUUGUGUCGUAUGUGCGCAUGCGCGUUAGCCUCACAGGCGAGUCUGCAAACACUGGUGUACGUAUCCACCCGAUUAUUGUGCGACGAAGCGACAGCGUUUGGUGAGGGGAAUGAACGGCCAAGCUGCACAGCAGCUUGGGUGGAGGCUCUUUGUUCCCUGGGUGUUCGAAGUUCAUUUCUUCACAAACAUCUGGGUGUUCACCGUCGUCUAGCGUUGGGCUAUCUGCUUAUCCUCUCUGGCACCGUUCGCGCCGUAGCACACGGUUGUGUCAAGGGCAAGCGACUUUACAGCCAUUUUGUGGAAUUUACCCAACGAUUGCUGGAUGACGUGGUGCCCUACGUGGCAACGAUGGCCGACAUGAAGGAUGACAUUGUGCUGACGGAACCUCUUCCUGUAGCCCCUUUAGCUGAUGACGAAGCACCUAAGAUGGCGCGCAGCGUGAUACGCGCACCUUCCCGUCUGACAGUAGAGGCGAACAAUGCACUGCUACACUUAUUUCAUGACCUUGCGCUGGAUGUCUUGGAAGUUCAUGAGAAUGAGAGACAGACAAUGUCUAGUCGCCGUAUGGUGUUGGAUCGCGAUGCCCCUUCUCGCAUCUGGACCGUGGUAUCCAUUUUAAGAAGGGCUUUGCUUCGUGCGUUGGACUGGAUACAAAAUGAAGUUGCUUCGUACAGGAACUCUGUAAGCAAUGUGGACGCCCCAAAGGAGACUCAGGCUGCUAUUGAGGCAGUUGCGGUGGUAAAACGUGCUUUAGAUGAUGUAUUCACCCAGCUGAUUUAUAAACAAGAAACAUUUGGGUGCUCUCAGCGAUCUGCUGAACGGCAGUUUGGGCAACACUCAAAGGACUAUCAUGCCACAAGUGAAAUAAUGUGGACAAACACACUAAGACUUCUUUUUAUGUGUCGGAGCGUAUCAAAUGUAUGGACAUACAUCCACAGCAGCGUCGGUAGUGUGGAGGUGCAACAUACCGACGCACAAAUAGUGGCUCUUAUUGCUUCUUUUGUGUCAUCCGUGCCGGCGUUGGAGGGAGAAGAACAAGAAAAUAACGUGUUUCUUGCCACCACAAUGCUUCUUUCAGGGGCGCUUGCUGCUGUAUCGGCGGCCCCUGCUCCAUCGAUGCAGGCUGCACUCUGGUUAACGGAUUUAAGCUUAACUCAACAGAUUCAUAAUGCGCUUAUUCAGCGGGGGCUUCGCUACAGGGAUGAGAAUGUGCAAAAGUUGAGUGCACUCCUAUCACGGUUAAUAUUAUAUAGCUCAUCCAACAGUUCCUCCUUUCGCGUCAUUGCUGAUUCUUCUGAUCAACUUUUGGAACUUCUAUCGGAUGAUCGUGAUGGGGCAUCGCAAUGUGUCGUCGGUCUAUUGAUCCAUGCGGCUGUUGAACGACCUCAUUCAAUUCUGCCCGCACUUUUUCGUUUGUUGCAGCAUGGUGACAUAAAGACGCGGCAUAAUGUUUUAGAUGUCCUUGCCGCCCUUCCUCAGGCCUCCGAGGACUCUGUUUAUGGGGAGGCUUUUACGUCAGCACAGAUGCGGCCGGUAUGGAGGCUUUUGUCGGAGGAACUGCUAUUACGCAUCCAGGACGAGGAAUUGCAGAUUAGACUGCAAAGUUCAAAGCUAUUCGCCAAAGUAUGGCCAGAGGAUGUUUGUCGUUCCUUGCUAAAGCUGGCGACACAACGUGACAGGUCCAUUAAAAGACAAUCGGCCGCACAGCAAGCCUUACGCUCUGUUGUUGAAGCCCACAGCGGAGACGAAAGUAUUGUGCUGCUACUGAUACAAGAGUCAUUGGCUUUAUUGGGGGAAAGUGUGCCAGCGAUCUGUGCUACUCCUUCCACACCAGCUGAUAUUGUGGCGUUUGCAACAUUGCAUUCUGGCACAUUACAGGACACCGUUGAAAGUCAACAUGAAACCAGUUCCUCCACGGCGGAAGAGGGGACUGUUAACAAACGACUUGUACAGGUUGUGGUGUUGUUGGGACGUCACUGGGCGGAGGGUGUACUAAAGUGGACGGAGGCAUGUGUUCUGUCAUUGCUGAAGCGUGCUAUGGAGGCGCGUGCUCCAUUGGAGCAAGAACUUGUAAUUCGUAUAAUGACCCAAAUAGCGUCUGUAUGUGGUGCGCGAAAGGAUGGUUUAGUUGCACUCUCGUUGGGGUGCCUUCAUAUCAUGAAGUCGACCGAAGAAGAAGGCGAACACCAGUCAAGGCCCUGGUUAGAAAAUGUUGCAAGUCCUUCAACGGCACCUGAUUCCAAUAUGGCAAGUUAUCAAAUAAUAGCGCCAUUGCUGUUUCUUCGCGGCUGUCCAAAGCAAAAUUUUGCAUCAUUUACCGCGGUAAGUGAGAUGUUUCCGCCUAUUGCGGAGAUGUGGGAAUUUUUGUGGAGCAUUCUUCUCACUGCAACAUCUUGCGAAAAGCUGUCACUGGAUGGUCAGCGCCUACUACUCGAGGUGUUGUGCAAAUACAACGUCUCCGUUCUGCUGGAGCGGCUACGUGAUCUAGAGUCAGGAUACAUGAGAGAUGGUUUUUUGUUACCUGAUUCUCGUGAGGAGGUGUGCUUUGUGUAUCGUGUGGGGUUCUUUUGCGUGGGUUUUUUCUUGCUUCAGAACCCGUCCUCAUUUCAUUCAGAAGAGAUGAGGUCUAAUACGGUGGCUAAGGAACGUGGACCGAAAGAGGAAAAAGCGUCGGAGGCUUUUGCCUCCCUGGAAACGGAAGAAAUGGAAUUAGCUGAGCUGGUGGGUGCUGCCCAGAUGGUUGGGCGUUGGGCUGAAAAGGUGGUGUUGCCGUGGCUUUUGGAUGAAGAUGACGCAAAAGUCCCUGAUGGUCCCUGCACUGUAGCUUCUCAGCGCUUAAGCCGAUCCGCGGUGGAGUGUUUGGCAAUUGUUACAGUUGUUGGGUUAAAUCGCUCGGUAUUUAACGAUGUCGUGCUCCCGUUUGUUAUGCUUCCACUGACUCAGUUGGCAGCUCAGUGUCGUGAGCAGGUGAUGCGUUCGAAGGAGAGUCGCAACGUCGCCGAUUCCACCGUGGAAUGGGAUCUCUCUCCUCACCUGCUUGGACGCUUUGAGUUGGCCAUUCACAUUCAUCAGCGUGCUCUCAGUCUGUUGCGAGCACAUUCUUUAGGGAGGACGUUGGUUGGCUUGUAUUUUAAACAAUAUAUGCCGCAUUUAAUUGAACUCGCCAACGCGGUCUGUAGUACAGUACUACGUCUUGCUAGGAAGGACAUUGCGCAGGUGGUUGCCGAAAGUUGUCACGUUCUUUUUCUGGCUGUAAUGGCCACCACUGGCACACGUUCAAAGUGCUCUGGCGACGAAAUAACGCAGGGGCACACAACUCCCUCGAAAAACGCAUUAAUGCUCCUUGAUGCUACCGAUCGAAAGGCGAUCCUUACCUUUGCGGUGGGUAGUGCAAGAUACGCCGGACUUCCACAGGUUCAGUCUGAGGGUGUGAAGUUGCUAUCGGCACUCUUGGGUGCGGCACCCGAUAUCUUUAUGACAGAAUCUCACAUGAAUGAGGCACCGUUAGGAGAGGCUCUUGCAGUCUUGGGGUCGGUGGCGUUGAUGCAUCCUGACGCCAAAACCCGCGCCCUUGCGGAACAAGUUUGUGGGGCUUUGCAGGCGAAUUGA
Trypanosoma rangeli is the source of this 3879-nucleotide messenger RNA. RefSeq lists its product as uncharacterized. The record is from RefSeq and is a predicted model, not a curated record. The coding region runs from base 1 to 3879 and encodes 1292 amino acids. The transcript has a single exon. Lineage: Eukaryota; Euglenozoa; Kinetoplastea; Trypanosomatida; Trypanosomatidae.